CGCGUUCCCGCUCCGCCUCCUCCCGGGCUGCUGCCCCGGGCUCGGCUCCAGCGCCGGGAGAGGGGUCGGCGGAGCAGGGUUAUUCCCAGCACUGCAACUCUUCCAUCAUGUCUGACCCGAUAACACUCAAUGUUGGAGGAAAACUCUACACCACUUCCCUUUCCACGCUGACUAGUUUUCCAGACUCCAUGCUAGGAGCCAUGUUUAGUGGGAAGAUGCCGACUAAGAAGGAUAGCCAAGGCAACUGCUUCAUCGACAGGGAUGGCAAAGUCUUCCGUUACAUCCUGAACUUCUUGAGAACAUCCCACUUGGACCUCCCAGACGACUACCAGGAGAUGGGCUUGCUUCGGCGGGAGGCAGACUUUUACCAGAUCCAGCCGCUGAUUGAGGCUUUGCAGGAGAAGGAGGUGGAGCUGUCCAAAGCUGAGAAGAAUGCCAUGCUCAACAUCACCCUGGAUCAGAGGACACAAACGGUUCAUUUUACCGUGCGAGAAGCUCCCCAGAUCUACAGCCUGUCAUCCUCCAACAUGGAAGUGUUCAAUGCCCACAUCUUUAGCACAUCAUGUCUGUUCCUGAAGCUCCUUGGCUCCAAACUUUACUACUGCUUCAAUGGCAAUCUCUCUUCGAUAUCCAGCUACCUGCAAGACCCCAAUCACUUGACCCUGGAUUGGGUGGCAACUGUGGAAGGUCUUCCAGAAGAGGAAUACACUAGACAGAACUUAAAGAGACUCUGGGUGGUGCCGGCUAAUAAGCAAAUUAAUAGUUUCCAGGUAUUUAUUGAAGAGGUGCUAAAAAUAGCUCUGAGCGAUGGCUUUUGUGUGGAUUCCUCCCACCCGCAUGCCUCAGAUUUCAUGAAUAAUAAGAUUAUUCGAUUAAUUCGGUACAAGUAGAAAGGGCCCAUUAUUAUGUUAACACCACAGAGGUAACUCAACACAGGUGAAGUGUUUCCUUAUAAGAACCACUUCAGGACACAGCCUAAUACAAAACUAUGCUAAUCUGGAUUAAGAAUCACUAACUGGGAGUUGAUUUUUCCUUUAAUAUACUUACCAUCAUGACCUUUCAGAAUGUCCAUGUUUUGGAUGAAAGGGAUGUCAUCUGGUGGCUUGAAUCAAGGACUGGGUAUUGAGAAGUCCUUGUUUCUGCCUCCUCUAACUCGCUGUGUAACUGUGGUCGGGUCACUUAAUCUUUCUCUUCCUCAGUUUUCCUACCGGAAAACAAGGAUGAUGGUACUCAGCCUAUCUUGUAAGGAAGCUGUGAGGCUUCAAUACUCAGUGUUUGCAAACCACCCCGAAACCAUCCAGUGCAAUGGCACUCUAGAGCUGCAGGCUAACACUGACUUGAUGUUGCACUGCCUUGCAUGUUGUGUCAUCUUUUGUAUGAGUGCAAGGUGGGUAUCAAAUGCAAUGAGACUAGCAGGAUAUAGGUUUCUGAUCUCCUCCUCCCUUCCUUGCCCUCUCCACACACCCCCUACACAGGUGUAUGUGGCUAUGCAAAGCAUGAAGAGCAGAAUUGGGUCCACUGUGCUUAAACCAAAGACUUCUUUUCCCCACAGGGCUGGCUAAUUUUCUUUCCCCUGCGGUAAACGUUCAGCCCUAUUCUUCUGCCAGGAAAACUGAGAGAUUUGUAUCACAAGUAACAAAUGAUGCCAUGGCAAGAGGAAUAAUGGGAUCCGAGAACUGAGGAGAAUGUGGGUUUUGUUUGAAUUGGCUGUAGCUACUCUUAAACCAGCUGCUCCAAACCUUUUCACAGCAACCCUAUUUCCAGGUUAAUGACUCCUCUUCCAGUUGGCUUGUGCCCUCAGUUCUGGGUGGAGCUUGAUAGACAGUAGAUUUUCCUCACCCCACUAUGAGUGCCCAUUUGAGGUGGUGACCCCUUUGCUUGAGAAAAGCAGCAAGGAUUCAGAAUAGCAGAAGUCGUAACUGCAUUAAAGGUGAAUAGAUAUAGUCUCUCCUGCAAUGCCAUCUGUGGAGAAAGACAUAGUUUAUUUCAGCAGUAAUUAAGAAGAUGGAGAACGGCAGCCCCCCCAAAACAUUCUAAAUAUGCUUGAGCCACUUUUACCUGUGCAGUAUUGCCAACCCGCGUGAUUUUUCACGUUGUUCUUAAAAUCUGUGCUCCGGAGAUGUGAAAAACUUAGCUCUUUCUUUUAUAUUUGUAUAUAUAUACAUAUAAGAGAGCUAAGUUUUUUCACAUUCCCAAAGCACAGACUUCAAAAGAACAACGCCAAAAAUCUUGAGAUUUGGCAAUACUGCCUGUGCCUCAUCAGUUCUGUCUGGGUCCAUUUGCUUGGUGGAGACAUGUAGUAUAUUAAAAAGGGCUGUGCUUAAACAUGGGUUGCCUUUUGGAAUAGAUCUGGUCCUUUCUAGAAGGAUCUACAUUCAAUUUUUCUAGUUACUUUUCUUCCAUAAAGACCCGAUUCUCUCUUAGUCCUGCACUUUGGACCACAUGCUACCAAGCCAGAACAGAAACAUUUUGGGCUUCCUUGGCUCCGAGGUAAAUGACUGCACAAGAUGCAGGGCAGUGAAGAGCUAUGGCUGGAAACAGCCAAAUGCUGCUGCUAAAGACCUUGUUCACAGUAUGGCAGGCAAGGUUCUUUGGGUAAAUGUGAUCUCUUUUAUUAGACCAACGAAAUAACAGGAAAAAUUGUUCUUUGCAAGCUUUUGGGCACAAACACACUUCUUCAGGCAUAUGGAGAGUCUGCUGGUGUUUUGUGUUCUCCUUGCUCACACUAUAACUUUUCAUGCAGUUUGCAAUCAGCUGGUAGUUCCCCAAGGUGGUAGCUCAUAUCUGUUGCCCUUGCAAGCAUCUGAGUCUGGCAGUGGGCUCUCAAAGCAGGUUUUAACUCAAGUAUUGCUUGCACUACUAAACUCUAGAAAAUCUCCCAUUGUCUGUCAUGAGAAAAGAAGAUGCUCUGGUCCAGAGGGCACCCCAUAACCAGCUUUCAUGCUUGGUACUCUUAUUUCCUCCAGAUGUUUUUUUUUUUAAACAGGCCUGUACUUUCCUGUCAAGCCAAGACUCAUCCCAGUCCUAAAAGAGGACUGAAGUCCCCAGCAGAACGUUGUGCAGGAGCUGUGUCUGGUUGCUGUUAUUAAAACCACGGAGAUCCACGCACCUCUUGCUCUCCUCUCCGCAUUUACUGUAGAGAUUACAAACCAGGCAACGUCUCCCUGUGUCACUGCUAACAACUAGAUGUUGCAGCAAGUGCUGCUUGUGACUUCAUAUGUAUUACAGCCUGUUUUGAGUCAGCAGUGAACUAACACCCCAGUAUGAUACGGCUGACACCAUGCUGCUAGAGGUUCUGUCUUUUGCAUGGAUGUAAAACAGAGGCCCUGACCCAGCCGUUAAAAAUCACUUGGCAGCUUUCACAACAUUAAGAGGAUUUUAAUCUGCAAGUUUUGGCCUGAUUCCAAACUUGAGUAAUUGAGUCCUUCCAAUUUAAAAGUUAUCUUGCAGUUUCAGCUGGAUUGGGAAGUGUUUUUCACUCCUGAACCUAAACUGUAGUAUUGCUAUGUACAGUUAAACAGCAGCCACGUUCCACUUCAAAGUAUGUCAGUACAUGUCAGUGAGGAAGCAAGGCAGUUUUUGUGUGAAUCUAGUUCAUAGGAUUCAUUUGUAUAUAAGAUGGAUAUUAAUGUGUGUUAGAUUAUUUGGAUAAUGUCACAUCAUGUGCCUUAAAGCAAAUAAGCAGACAAGGUUACCUUAGAUUUAGUACUAUUGGAGUCCUUAAGGGUACACUGGAACUUUAUGUUGGAACUCUAUGCUAGCCCCUGAGCACAGAUGUCAAUUUACAACUUCUCUAGCAGGCAUUUUUAUAUGUUAAGAGCAAAGGAAUAGUCAACAAUAGUCCUUGGCUUUCCUGUACUUUUUUAAUUCAAUAGGGCUCAAGGCAGUAGGGCAGAUUCCAAGCUAGCUCUGGUGAAGUCUGGCCUGAUAUGUCCUCGAUUCUGUUUCAGCAAAAGAAAUCAACAUUGGUAUAAGCCUAUUUAAAUGUGUAGCAGUGAGACGGCAGGCACCAGGAACACUGCUGUAUAGAUGAACACCAGCCACAGGAGCUGGAAAAGGUAGUAGCUGUACACCUCAACCUCCAUCACAGGUCAGCACUGCAGAUCAGGGCAGCACCCAGGUUAGAUGACAAGCUGGUGACUUUGCAUCAUUCAGAUGGUAUAAAUGGUACUAAUGACACUACAGCUGUUAACGUUCCUCCAUCCUUUUAGAGACUGUAUGUAGACAGUGAAAAGGAGCUUCCUUUGCAGUGUGUCUCAAAAAAAGCAGCGAAGAGAAAGAAUAGUUGUAGAAGAGAACUCCACCUCCUCUAAGAGGAAAGGGAUAGGCCUGUGAUAAGCAGGGAUCCUGGUUUUCCUGAUUUAAAAAAAUCCCCAAUUUUUGGUUUUAAAAAAAUUACCCCCGAAUCCACAUUUUUCUGUGAUUUUAAAUGAAACACCACUAAUAUAUAUUCGAUAUAUAUAUAUUAGUGGUUCAAGUAUUGCUUGCACUAGUAAAUUGCACUAUAUAUAUAUUUGAUAUAUAUUAGUGGUUCAUUUUAAUCACAGAAAAAUGUGGAUUUGGGGUUUCUUUUUUUUAACCGAAAAUUGGGGAUUUUUUUAAAUCGGAGAAAACCAGGAUCCCUAGUGAUAAGGUUGUCUUGAAAGAGCAUUAACCUGUAGCCAGCUCUUCAAAGAGUAGAAGAUUGGAGUCUAAUCUUUGAUGUGAUUUUCUCUGUGGCCUUGGAUAAGUCACACAGCCACUUUGCCAUUAUGAUUUCCCCUAUAAAGCAGAGAGGGAAAUGUUACGGGCCUCCUCAAUGAGUUACAAAGCUUAAUUAAUUAGUGUUUGCAAAACCCAUGGAUUUAGGAAUUCUAAGUAUUAACCUCUUUAAAUGGUAAGAUCUAGCGGUGAGAGCUGUCUACGGGGAAAAUCUCUUUCUUGUCAAAGCUGCACUUAAAAGAGGAUCAAAAUGAGCUGGUAAGGCUAGAAACUUAGAAUGGAAAUGAGAUGAGACCAGUAUUGGUCUAGUGAAGAAAGGCCUUGUUCACACAUAUACCUCUUUGAUUAUCCUGGUAUAGUUAAUACCAGAAAGCUUGUAUCUGCCAGUUACACUGGUAUAACUUGUAACUGUAACUCCUAUUCUCUUAUUUAGGAGAAUAGGUUAUAACAGUAUAAAGCAACUUUAUAUCAGCAGAUUUUACUAAUUUACAUCAUUCGUGAAAACCGGAUCCCUCACUGGAAUAGUGAAAUUCAUCCAGAAAACCUGGGUAAACCUGAGCCUGACCCCUCACUGCUGUGAACCUAAUGUCCCUGGCCCGUAUGCAAAGUGGAUGUAAAACACUAUUCACUUGUGAUAGAAGAGCUCACCAUGGCCCUGGCUUAGAGAAUCACAUGCCUCAGUUCUGUUCUUGAAUCCCCUGCUGACUCACCAUGACUAGGUCCGGGUGCUAAUACCAUGCUCCAGAGCGGUGUCCUCAUGCUCGCAGGUUGGCUGCAGGCAGGCUGCUCCUGAACCAGCAGCGUGGUCACACGCGUGGAGCACUUUGAGCAAGCUAAUUAGCACUGCCGAGGGACAGCAUCAACCUGUUGCCACGCUCAUUAGCUCAAACUGUUGCACUAGGCAGACACAGCUAGCUUGCUUCUGGUUUAGGAAGUGGCCCGUCUGAAACAGCACACCACGCUUGAGGUGGCUACUCUAAAGUGGGGCAAGUUACACACAGAUAUAAUCUGUGUGUCACAGGCUGUGCACCUCAGUUCCUCCAUCUGCAGUGUGGGGAUAAGUCAUACUUAUGUACCAUAGUAAAGUGCCGAGAGACCCCCACAAAGGGAGACCGUUAGGACAGAAAAGCACCAGAGUCAGGCUAAACAGGAAAUAGGGUGUGAACUAAUGACACAGUGCUAUCGCUAAACAGGGGUGUACAUUCAGUCCAGAGGGAUCUUCCACAUGGAAAAGGUUAUUAUACAGCAGCUUAUUACAGCCUAGAAAAGACCACUCUUCGAGUUCUGCACAUGCCACUGGGAUCAUUAAACUGGCAGGUAGAUGCAGUUCUGAGAUGAUUAAAUUAAAGGGGAGACCAUGGGAAAGUAGGGUCGGAAGGGACCUCAGGAGUUUAUCUGGUCCAGCCCUCUGUUCAAGGAAGGUUUGUCCCUGACCAAGCCGUCCCAGCCCAGUGCCUGUCCAACCUGCCCUUGAAAAUCUCCAGGAAUGGAAAUGAUACAUGAAGAGUUGCUGAGGGAACUUAAUUUGUAUAACUGGGGGGAUUGAUGGGUGUUAGCAGAAGGUAAGGGUGGGGGUUGCUACUGCCUAUGAUAGUAGUGAAAUGAGCAGGCAUGGUAUCAAGUUAGAGGUGAAGUGCAAAUGUGAGGACUCAUCUUAAGGAGGAAGAGGGAUAACUGGCCUGGAUGUGUUCAGAAGUAGCUUAGAGAAAAUGCUAGGAAAACUGAUAAGGUUAAGGAAGAUUCUGCUCCAGAUGAGGGGUCUGACACCUAUGAUUUGUGCUAGUAAUUUCAUGACAUUAUGACUUGUGCUGGUAAUUUGACAGUAGCCAGAAAGCAAUGCCUGAUUUGCACAUGAAUGUGUAUCAAAUGUAUGCAGAGUGUCAGCUGCUUGUACUCCUCUGCCUUGAUAAGUGAACAGGAACUGCUGCUUGCUUGAAUUCAAUAGCAAUAAGCACCUGUGGUUAAUCAGAUUUAUUCUCAUGCUACCAGAAAGAUGGGUAUGUAUUAGGUUUAAAGAGGGUGAAAGGUUUUACCUUUGGCCUAAGCUGUAAGGACUCUGCUACUAAUAGUGUUUUGUAAACUAAACCCAGGAUCUUUUCAUGCACUGAUGCUUCCCAGACAAAGGAGAAGCUAUGAAAGUGAUUGUUGCUUUUACAGAUUCCAUUAAACUUAAUGUGUAGAAAAUGCUACUUGUUUGUUUUAAAACAUGUAACUUUCCUAAUACAGCAGGCCAAAUGCAGAGCCACCCACAAAAAUGGCCAAACGCGUACAGUGCAAAAGCAGUGUUCAUAUGUAUCCCUUUCCAGCCAAAGUCCUCUGCAUUAAUUAUUCUAGACAGGACUCUACCUACCAUACCAAGAGUGCAUAUGAGCAUAAACAUGCAGACUUAACCUUACAGGGAAGGCCUCUAAUGUGGAGAGUCUGAGGAGCGAGUGGCCUGCCUCCCUGUAUAUUCUGGAGAAAACCAAGAGCCAUGGAUGGAAAAUAUUCCCUCCUUAUUUUCUUACUGCUGGCUGUAGGAUUUUCCAUUUGGUCAGAAUUUGGUUCUGCAUUUGCUGUGAUAACUAUGUUUGACUAGAUAAAACACUGUCUUUUCUUAAGUUUCCUCUACCCCUUACACAAGUCUUGUAGGACUUUUACUUUUGUUUUCUACUGUUUAGUCUUCAACUGUAUCUCUUCCAAACGACACAAUUAAAGUGUGCUUUAAAAACAAGG
This is a messenger RNA of Alligator mississippiensis (American alligator), 7416 nucleotides long. RefSeq names its product potassium channel tetramerization domain containing 21 (gene KCTD21). Lineage: Eukaryota; Metazoa; Chordata; Crocodylia; Alligatoridae. The record is from RefSeq and is a predicted model, not a curated record. Gene Ontology annotation, biological process: protein homooligomerization; ubiquitin-dependent protein catabolic process. The transcript is spliced from 2 exons. Bases 108 to 890 code for a protein of 260 amino acids. Gene Ontology annotation, molecular function: histone deacetylase binding; cullin family protein binding.